Moesziomyces antarcticus is the source of this 2802-nucleotide messenger RNA. Its product is annotated as c6 transcription factor. Gene Ontology annotation, biological process: regulation of DNA-templated transcription. Gene Ontology annotation, molecular function: DNA-binding transcription factor activity, RNA polymerase II-specific; zinc ion binding. The transcript has 2 exons. Lineage: Eukaryota; Fungi; Basidiomycota; Ustilaginomycetes; Ustilaginales; Ustilaginaceae. Bases 1 to 2802 code for a protein of 933 amino acids. The record is from RefSeq and is a predicted model, not a curated record.
AUGCCCAAGGACGACUCCAAGGCGUUUCGCCACGAGGCGGGCGCCUCUGCUGGCAGCAACAACAACGACGACGACUCGAAAGAUAAGCCCAAGAAGGUGCUCCGUGCCUGCGACGCCUGCCAUCACCGCCGCGUCCGCUGCAAUCACGAAAACCCCUGCGACAACUGCCUCCGUCUCAACAUCAGCUGCACCUGGAUCAAGGCUUCCAAGGGCAAGCAGGCAUCCGGCAGACGCAUCGAUCUGCUGCGCAAGGGUCACAACCCUGCCGCCGCUACCGACCUCGUCCCGUCGCCACCGGGCGCGAGGCUCCCUGGCGAGCAUGCCGCCAUCACCAAUCCCAGUCCAUCCGCACCGCGCGCCAUCCUGCCUCCGUCAGGGCACUCGCAUCCGCAUCCACAUCCACAUGCGCAUUCGCCCCGCCACUAUCCUCCGCCUCCCGCAGGUAGCGCCGCAAUGAGCCCUCCCGGCGUCCCUCCCAGCGCCAACUCUCCGUCCCAAAUGAUGGGUGGCUCCAGCCUCUACUCUCGCGACGGUCCCUCUGGCUCUCGCAACUCGUAUGGCGGAUACGGCAGAUUCGAUGGCAGCUCAGCCGCUGGCCCCUCCGGUCCCGCCCAGCAGCCAUCACCAUCCUCCCACUGGUCGAGCCCCUCGGCACGCUCGCCAGCCCAUCGCUAUCCCUCGCACGGCUCCUAUGGCCAGCCAGAUUAUCCGCCCUCGCAUCUCGCAGCCUCGAAUGCCUCUUCGAGCCAUCAUGCUCCCCACCAGCCCUAUCAUUCGCCGUCGCAUUCCUAUCCAUCCCACCAGAGCUUCCAGAACCAACCUCCACCCCCACAUCACCAACGCCAGUCAUCGUCCGCCGCCGCCGGCGCUUCCGCAUCAAAUUCCAACUUUGGCUUUGCUCCCUCCGAGACCUUCUCAGAGGGUCUCGGCGGCUCUUUCUCCGAGCUUGCCCCGGAUGUGGCUGCCAGCCUUCGCCUGCCGGACUUUGGCACCUCGCUCGCCGAUUCCUAUCUCAAUCCGCAGGAUGGCGGCGGCGAGCGCAGGCGCAACGUCUUGCUCGACAUGAACUCGGGCGGCCUCCCUCACGACGGCAGCUCAGGCAGCGCCGGAAACGGCAUGGGCGGAAAUGCGAAUGGAUUCCAUCAGCCCUACAAUGCACACGGCAACGGCUCGUUCCAAGGACGCCAGACCUUCCUCGACGUGCUCGGCCAGAACAGCCAGAUGCUCGGCGGACCCUCCUCGACGCCCGGCUCGGUCACCUACUCCGAAAGCGACGCCAACGAGGCUCAUCCGCUCUCCGACUCGGUGCUCAUCCCCAACAUCGCCAUCUUCUUUGAACGCCUCCAGUCCAUCAUGCCUGUCUUCACACGCGCCUGGGUGUUUGACAAGAUCGACCGCGGCGAGCAUCGCACCGACCCGCAGCUCGGCGCCAUGCUCAUCGCGCUCUCGGCGUUUGCGCUGUGCCAGCCCGUCGACUCGACCGAUCCCGUGGACAGCUCGUCGCGCAAACGCAAGGUGCGCCGCCUGCUCGAGGAGUCGGUCAAGAUGCGCAACAGCGCGCUGCUCGGCAGCCAUCCGUCGCUCGAGGCCAUCAUGUGCUCCUUCUUCAUCUUUGGCACGCUCUUUGGGCUGGGCGAGGAGAAUGCGGCGUGGUUCCGGCUGCGCGAGGCGGAGCGCCGCCUGCGUGCGUACCUGCUGCUCGCCAUCACGGAGCGCGCGUACGCGAUCCAGUCCGGCUCGUCCAUCACGUUCAGAGGCAAUCCCAGGAAGGCGACCGACUCGAUCCGCAGAAAGUUCGACGUGGCCCAGCUGCAAGACUUUCCCAACCUGCAGAGUCGGCUGUUUGACGUGGUCGACGAAAAGUUUGUCGACUGCUGGAACCGCAAGUGCCCUGGGCCCGGGUGCGACUAUCUCGAUGCGGAACGAGCGGUGCAGCUGCACAGGGCGAUCAAGGAGAGCGACGAGGAUGAGCAGAAGGAGAAGGAAUCGUUCCACCGCGACCGCGCCAACACGGGGCCGAUGCGCAGGGACACCACGCACGGCGAGCGUAGGCACCAUCCAUACGCCAGCCACAUGGCGUCGGGCGCCAAAGCGGAGGAUGCGCAGGGCGGUGGCGGUGGUGGUGGCUUGCACUCCAAGUCGGAUUGGGACAAGAGCAAGGUGCAGAAGGCGGAUGUCGAGGUGACGCGACAGUGGCUGCUGAAUCGGUUGUGGAUGACGUGUCGCUCGCACGGUCUGUUGACGGCGGAUGCGGAGGAGGAGCCGUUGCGCAUCGACUAUGCCAUCGACAUUGCACGCGAGACGCUGCGCGUGUGCAACUCGCUCUCGUUGCGGUCUAUGGAGGCGCACGGUAUCGGCCUCACGCGCAAGCUCAACGACAUUGCACAGACGCUCGUGAUUGUGUGUCGCGACUAUCCCGCGAUUGCCAUGUCGGUGCCGUUCGAGGGCGAUCCGAUCAAGACGGACCCUACGCUGUUUGGACCGUACUUUGGCCCGUCGCCACCCGACGCAAGCAGUGUUGGACAAUACCAAAGCCCUGCGUCCAAUUCGGCCAUGGACGUGGCGACCGAUCAUCCAUCCACGUCUUCAACUGCACCAACCCUCGGCGGUGUACCGCUCGACAAGGCCUUUUCGCCCAGCUACGCCAUCGAGGCCAUCUUGCACAAGUAUCUCGACAUCUUUAAGCGGUUCCGCGGAGGCGACCAUCCGUACCUCCCACAGCUCGUCGAGGCCGUCAAGGAGCUCCCCAAGAUGGCAGAACUCAGCUUCGACCGUUUCCUGCGCGAGAUGGGGCUGUUCUAG